Molecule: messenger RNA, 2487 nt
Organism: Urocitellus parryii (Arctic ground squirrel)
Lineage: Eukaryota; Metazoa; Chordata; Mammalia; Rodentia; Sciuridae
Source: RefSeq, a predicted model, not a curated record
GUAGCUGUGGGGCAAUUGAAAAAGAGCCGGCGAGGAGUUCCCCCAAACUUGUCGGAACUCCGGGCUAGCACCAGGGCAGGAGAGGAGCGGGCGGCGGCUGCCGGGCGAUGGGAAUGCGGGCGGGACGGUGAACGCUCUCCAGGUUCUGGCUGCGAGGUCGCGGAGAGAGGCCACGACGGGAGUCGCCAGCCGCGGGACCCAGGGCCACCGGUGCAGUCCCGAGAGCGAGGGCGACGACUUGACGGAGAGACCGUCAGUUCCAGGUGGCUGAGGACCGCACGCCGCGUCCGCGCUGCUCCCCGCAGGCAACAGGAGACCCCCCUGCGCAGCGCGAGCGCCGAAGCCCGGUCGUUCGCUUUCCCCUGGAGGGACAAACUUUCCCCUAACCGAUUCAAACCCUUGGACCAAACUUGUCGCGCGUCGCCUUCGCCAGGAGCAGUACGCGCACUGCGCUCACUUCACCGGAGAGAUGUCCGAGCGCAAAGAAGGCAGAGGCAAGGGGAAGGGCAAGAAGAAGGACCGGGGCUCCAGCAAGAAACCCGCGCCCGCGGAGGGCGACCGGAGCCCAGCCUUGCCUCCCCGAUUGAAAGAGAUGAAAAGCCAGGAGUCAGUUGCAGGCUCCAAGUUAGUGCUUCGUUGUGAAACCAGUUCAGAAUACUCCUCUCUAAAGUUCAAAUGGUUCAAGAAUGGGAAUGAGUUAAACCGAAAAAACAAACCACAAAACAUCAAGAUACAAAAAAAGCCAGGGAAGUCAGAACUUCGAAUUAACAAAGCAUCACUGGCUGAUUCUGGAGAAUAUAUGUGCAAAGUGAUCAGCAAAUUAGGAAAUGACAGUGCCUCUGCCAAUAUCACCAUUAUUGACUCAAAUGAGAUCAUCACUGGCAUGCCAGCCUCAACUGAAAGAACAUAUGUGUCUUCAGAGUCUCCCAUUAGAAUAUCAGUAUCAACAGAAGGAGCAAAUACUUCUUCAUCCACGUCUACAUCUACCACCGGGACCAGCCAUCUUGUAAAGUGUGCAGAGAAGGAGAAAACGUUUUGUGUGAAUGGAGGCGAGUGCUUCAUGGUGAAAGACCUUUCGAAUCCUUCAAGAUACUUGUGCAAGUGCCCAAAUGAGUUUACUGGUGAUCGCUGCCAAAACUACGUAAUGGCCAGCUUCUACAAAGCGGAGGAGCUCUACCAGAAGAGAGUGCUGACCAUAAGCGGCAUCUGCAUCGCCCUGCUGGUGGUCGGCAUCAUGUGUGUGGUGGCCUACUGCAAAACCAAGAAACAGCGGAAAAAGCUUCAUGACCGGCUUCGACAGAGUCUUCGUUCUGAAAGGAACAACAUGGUGAACAUAGCCAAUGGGCCUCACCAUCCUAAUCCACCCCCGGAGAACGUGCAGCUGGUGAAUCAAUACGUAUCUAAAAACGUCAUAUCUAGCGAGCAUAUUGUUGAGAGAGAAGCUGAGACGUCUUUUUCCACUAGUCAUUAUACCUCGACGGCUCAUCACUCCACAACUGUCACCCAGACUCCUAGUCACAGCUGGAGCAACGGGCACACAGAAAGCAUCCUGUCGGAAAGCCAUUCUGUAAUCAUGACGUCAUCAGUAGAAAACAGUAGGCACAGCAGCCCAACUGGGGGCCCAAGAGGACGUCUUAAUGGCAUAGGAGGCCCUCGCGAGUGUAACAGCUUCCUCAGGCAUGCCAGAGAAACCCCUGACUCCUACCGAGACUCUCCUCAUAGCGAAAGGUAUGUAUCAGCCAUGACCACCCCGGCUCGUAUGUCACCUGUAGAUUUCCACACGCCAAGCUCCCCCAAAUCGCCCCCUUYGGAAAUGUCACCACCCGCCUCCAGCAUGACGGUGUCCAUGCCCUCCAUGGCAGUCAGCCCCUUCGUGGAAGAAGAGAGACCUCUGCUUCUUGUGACUCCACCCAGGCUGCGGGAGAAGAAGUAUGAACACCACGCUCAGCAGUUCAACACCUUUCAUCACAACCCUGCGCAUGAGAGUAACAGCCUCCCCCCAAGCCCCUUGAGGAUAGUGGAGGACGAGGAGUAUGAAACGACCCAGGAGUAUGAGCCAGCUCAAGAGCCUGUUAAGAAACUCGCCAAUAGCCGGCGGGCCAAAAGAACCAAGCCCAAUGGCCACAUUGCCAACAGGUUGGAAAUGGACAGCAACACAAGCUCUGAGAACAGUAACUCAGAGAGUGAAACAGAAGAUGAAAGAGUAGGUGAAGAUACACCUUUCCUGGGCAUACAGAACCCCCUGGCAGCCAGUCUUGAGGCAGCACCUGCCUUCCGCCUGGCUGACAGUAGGACUAACCCAGCAGGCCGCUUCUCGACGCAGGAAGAAUUACAGGCCAGGCUGUCUAGUGUAAUUGCUAACCAAGACCCUAUUGCUGUAUAAAACCUAAAUAUACACAUAGAUUCACCUGUAAAACUUUAUUUUAUAUAAUAAAGUAUUCCACCUUAAAUUAAACAAUUUAUUUUAUUUUAGCAGUUCUGCAAAUA